This is a messenger RNA of Fulvia fulva, 1494 nucleotides long. Its product is annotated as tRNA (adenine(58)-N(1))-methyltransferase catalytic subunit trm61. Gene Ontology annotation, biological process: tRNA methylation. The coding region runs from base 1 to 1494 and encodes 497 amino acids. Gene Ontology annotation, cellular component: tRNA (m1A) methyltransferase complex; nucleus. Lineage: Eukaryota; Fungi; Ascomycota; Dothideomycetes; Mycosphaerellales; Mycosphaerellaceae. The transcript has a single exon. The record is from RefSeq and is a predicted model, not a curated record.
AUGUCGACAACAACACGGCCGUCGCCGUUCUUCUAUGCCAACGCCACAGCCGAGUCCGACUCACUAGCGAUCCUGCACCUGAAGCGCGACAGCCUCCUUCCCAUCACGCUCGGCAAGACUACCGAGGAUGGGUAUGCAGAAGGUGCCGUCACCAACACCCGUUUUGGCUCCUUCCCACACAGCACCCUCGUCGGUCUGGACUGGGGCAGUCAGGUGAGGGCGAGCAAGGUCGAUACUGGCACACGAGGGAGGAAGAAGCAGAAGGCCAAGCAGGAAGAUGCGUCCGCAGCAGCAGCACAGGCCGAGGAGGAGCAGGAGGUAGUAUGUGACCCAUCGCGGAGAAAGAGAAAGUCGACCGGAGAGGAACUACCGGAAUCGCCUACCAAGAAGUUCAAGCCCAAUCCAAAGGAGAAGGAGAAAGGUCAAAGUGCUGCGCAAGCUCAAGUAGGACGAGCGGCUGUCGAGGCGGGCUCGGGCUUUGUGCAUAUUCUGCCGCCCACACCAGAAUCAUGGACAUCUUCACUGGACCAUCGGACGCAAGUCGUAUACACACCUGACAACAGCUACAUCCUGCAGCGGCUGCGAGUGCGACCGGGCAGCUCCAUGAUCGAAGCUGGUGCUGGUAGUGGCAGCUUCACUCAUGCUUCUGCACGAGCCGUCUUCAGUGGCUACCCCGACAACACUUUUGGACCUCCCACGAAACGUCGAAAGACUGGCAAGGUCUACAGCUUCGAAUAUCACGAGCCACGUGUGCAGACACUACGUGAGGAAAUUACGGAGCACCAGCUGGAUGGCGUGGUCCAACUAACCCAUCGCGAUGUCUGCAACGAUGGCUUCGUCCUCCAAGAUGGAUCUGCACCAUCUGUUGAUGCCAUCUUCCUCGACCUGCCCGCUCCCUGGCAGGCCCUGAAGCACCUCUCACGCGCCACUCCCAACACUCCCCUCAACCCCAACUCCCCAGUCCACAUCUGCACCUUCUCCCCCUGCAUCGAGCAAGUCAUGGCCACCGUCACCGAACUACGCAAGUCCGGCUGGGCCGACAUCUCCAUGGUCGAAGUCCAACACAAACGCAUCGACAUCCGCCGCGAGCGAGUCGGACUGAAGGAGGAAGGUCUACGCGGCGUGAACGCCAGCGCCGCAAACGUCGAAGAGGCUCUAGGCAGGUUAAGGGAGGUCGAAACAAAGAUAUCUGACUUCCAUGCGAACCGGACUAACAGCGCGAACAGGGAAGAGGUGGGUCAGCAGAUGAAGACUCAGAGUAAACAGCAGCGACUUGAGAAGAUCAAGAAGGAUGCGGAGGAGAGGAUGUUGUAUAAGGAGGGCCACCUGGUGCAUCGGACGGAGCCGGAGGUGAAGACGCAUACGAGCUAUCUCGUGUUUGCUAUCUUGCCGAGGGAGUGGAGUGAAGAGGAUGAGAAGAAGUGCGAAGAGCUGUAUCCGGUUGAUGAAAUCAUGAAGGGUUCGCCGGUCAAGGAGGGCAAGGCGAAGAAGUAA